Messenger RNA from Durusdinium trenchii, 3630 nucleotides. Lineage: Eukaryota; Dinophyceae; Suessiales; Symbiodiniaceae. The record is from the annotation of a GenBank genome assembly.
AUGUCAAAACCAAGCGAUGAAAAGAAGAUCACUUCCACUUCACAGUUUGGUGGGAAAUUGUCAGGGAAAGUGCCCGGUGAUCCCUUGGACUUUGAUUUGUUUGAUGCUGAAGGGUCACUGGAGUCCUUGUUCGGAAGCCUGAGCGGGGCAGCCUUGCUGGAGCAACUCUUGGUAUGGUUCCAGGGCGGUGAGCCUUUGGAUGUCCCAUGGUAUUCUGAGGAGAAUGCUCGGAACUUGAUUCGUCAUCCUAGUUCCCGAGAAAUUCAAGAAUCUACCGUUACUCGCUAUCAGAUCCGGAUCCUGUCUGAGGGUCUCAGCCAAGUUGUAUCAGGAGAAGCGCUGUGCAAGUACCGGACGGAGGACAAAUCUUUCCCCUUGCUGGCUCUGGGGUUCAACCACCGAGCAGAGGCUUUCUACCGUUGUGAUCGGGAAUCACCUGACAAUUCCUUCGUGAGGGAUGCGAGAGUUCGGGGAUUGCGACGGGUGAGGGUUCUCAAGGCUCAAACUCCGGACUUUGUCGCUAGCAAGAUCAUCAGCCUGCUCAAUCAGUUUCAUGCUGGCAGCUCUGAAAACCAUUUUGACAUCAUGGCGGAGGCCUUGCGUUUGGAGUCAGCGUGGAAAGCGGAGUGCCAUCUCACGAAGCUCAAUACGUACAAUCCGCGGUAUGGCCAAGCGUACGAUGAAUUUGUCAUGGCAAAGUCCAGUUCCAGUGACUACAACAAUUAUUUCCGUGCGAAACUGCAGUAUUACAAUGCUUUGGCACUAGCACACAACCUGCAGAACUUUGGCAUCUAUGAGAGGACAGAGUCAUGGGCCAAUGUGCCAGUUGGGCAGGCGCGGAAGGCUGCAGGGAGAGGCCUCACGUUUGCCUUUGCCAAGGGCGGCCAAGAAACCAGUCAGAUUAUGAAUCUGAUCAACUUGCCCAUGGACUCAUCAGCUGUUGUCAAGAAGAUGAUGAAGGGGUUGACUGCUGACCAGCAAAGCACUGCUGGUCCUAGUCCUGGUCCUGGUGCUGCAAACUCAGAGACCACAGCGGCCACUUCAAAAGAGGCUGCGCUGUUGCUAAAAGUCAAACAAGGUCUGGCUGAGAUCAAAUCCCUCAACAUCUCAUUGAAGGAGUCUGAAAUGAAGAAGUUGCCGCUCAAGCCCUGUGACGCAACCAAAGGCGUUGCAGAUGGUGAUGAUGAAGGGAAACCUUCAUCGUCAGAAAUGAAUGCAAAUGCCAAAGAAGAAGUGAAAACUUGUGAUGGUGAUGGUCCAACUGGCGGCGGGGUGGCUCAGGAUGGGCCUGAGGCAAAGCGACGUAAGUUCAGCAAGGUGGAACGGAAACGUGCAGCUUUCAAAGGCUAUGAAGCAGAGAAGGAAACCUUCAGUGUAAUGGCCACAUCAUCUACAGGGGACUGUCGGCCAAUCACUGCCCUUGAUGAUUUGCUGGCGGCAUUGAACUUUGUCUUGCGCAAGCUUCUUGAUGAGAAGGUGAUCACCGAUGAACAUGACCCAUCCAUCAUGGGCGCCUUUGGCUUUGUUGCAGGACUUUGGUUUGAAUUUGCCUUCCAAGGCAGGGUGUGUCUCAACGGGCGUGACUUCAGACAAUACAGCGCCCUUCGAACAGAGUUACAGCAGACUCUGAUUGACGCAACUGAGAAGAUUCAGAUCUCUGCUCCUGACGCACAGGAAGGAUCAGCCCAGGCAAAUCACUCUGGCUCUGGGAAGCGGCGUGGCCUUUCCCCACUGGAGUUGGCAGAAUUGCUCAGCCGUGACCAUUUGGAUACUCCUGUGACCAAGCUAGUUUGGGAUGAUGAGGAUCCAGAUGAGCGUGCCAUCAAGAGCAUUUGCACUGUGAUGACAACCAUGCAAGAGGCUGUGGUGAAGCCUUUGAAGAAUUUUGUCGCUCAAACAUUGCCUUUGCCACUUCUCAUGCAUGAAGCAGUACUACUUGGAAUCAAGCAAAUCCUUUCUGUCCUCAAUUCCAAGGAGCUUGACUUGAACGACAUGACGUCAAUGAUCAACUCAAUUCUUGAUGAGAAGUUGCCAGCUUCUUGGCAGAACUUUGUCUUCAACGUUGCUUCAACAUAUGGGGACAAGGGGCACUUCAUUGAGCGGACUGACGAGGUGUUCAAAGAUGUGGAUCGACUUCAAAAGUGUGCGUCUCUACGUGUCAAGUACUUGCUCAAUAUCUUGCAUGAAGUCAUUUCAGCCACCAAGGGCAUGCCAGAAGUGCAGGCAAAUCUGAAGAUCCCAAGCACCACAGAAAGCCUCCUCCAGAAGCUGACCAACCUGGCCAUGGAUUCACAGGUCUUUGAGCUUCUUGUGGUGUUUGAUGCGAUCCAGUUCAACCAGUUCUGGGCUAGAGAAUGGGCUUUCACGGCAGCAGCUAAGACUCACCAUGAUGAAGGUGCGCCCGGAGCAGGCAGCGACAACAAGAAUGGCAAUGAAAACCCAGAGAAGAAGGCGAACGGCGACGUGGACAAGGAUCAGCAAAAGAGUGGGGCAGCAAGUGGAUCAACCUCAGAGGCUUCAGGCACCUUGAGUCUUACAAGAGUCAACUCCUACAAGGAUGAUGAGCGAGUUGCCAACGAGAAGUUGUUGGAAUCCUCAAACCAAGCGCUUGAAAUGAACCUCACUGAUGAGACCAUGGAUUCGAUUUUUGGGAAGGUUCUUGAGCGCAAACUCGAAGUGCUUCAUUGGCAAAUGCACCAAGUGUUGGCAGUUGGCUCAGAUCAGGUUCUCAUCAAUUUGGCCAACAAGAAGGACUUUGUGCGUGUGAAGCUGCCUGUGAAUCAUGGACGGUUGCAAAUGCCAUAUUCUGGGAAUGUCAGUGUCACAAAUUCCAGGGGAUCCUAUCUGUUUGCCAAUGUCUUCGGCUUGAACUUUUUUGUUCAGCCAAGAUCAGAUGGGCUCAACUCUGACAUUUUGGUACCUGCAUGGUCAGCCAAGCAGGUUGCCAAAUCCUCUGAUGCGAACUUUGAACAAACGAAUGUUGUGUCAAAGUUCAUGGCUUACAUUGAGCAUGGCCAGCAGCUCACGUCCAUUUCUUUCGUCCUGGUGCCUGACAAAGAUCGCCUCGCUUGUGUGGUACAGAAGGAGAAAGACAUCAAAGCAGCUGGUGGUUCUGUUUGUUGGGGUGAAGCCCACAUGAAGAUCCUCAAGCCCAUUGAUAACUUGAUGGACAAGUUGCAGCAAGAUCUGGACAAGCAGAAAGAGAAGGCGGAGAAAACGGCGAAGCUGCUCGUUCAGUCUGCAUCUAAGAAGAGACAGGCAGUUGAGAACAAGGAGAACAAAAAGAAACGAAAGCAAGCGCAGCAAAGUGAGGAUCCAUUGGCACAAGUCAAGCUGGACAAAGAAAAUGCAGAGGCAGAGCUGAAGAAGCUUCAGCACAGUGCGGAGGAGGACAAACAUAUCCAAGAAGCGCUUGACAAAGCUCUUGCUUCUUGCAAGAUGCCUGAGACAAUCCCAAUCAACGUUUGUGUUGCCUCAGCCAUUGUACCAGUUGACAAAAGUGCCAGGUCUGAGGCUAUGAUGGCUGCGCUCCAGAAAGCAAAAAACAAGUUGGCCACUGCCAACACUACCUCUGGAAAGGAGGAAGGUGCUAUGGAGGAGUCAGCUUCUUCUUUGGAAGUUGGUUUGCAG